AGAAGAAAAACAACGUUGAUACUCCGGCGGAGUGGGAUGGAUGAUACGCAGGGAUUUAGAAAUUAUUUAGAUAUGGUACACGUGGCAUAAAAGUAGUCAAACUAGACCGUCCACAUUACCGUGACCGUUCUAGACGUGUCAUAAACCAAAACUCAAGCAUGCUGAUUAUCUGAAUAUCGGACUGGACGGUUGAAAAUGUAAAGCAUCCAACGGUCCCAUACGUGUUCAUGUUCCUGCACACUUCCAUUCAUUUGAAUUUUAAAAUGGAGAGCUGCUGUACUUCUCUACUAAAUCCUCCCAAAUCCCCUACCUCCCUUCUUCACCUCCCAACCUUCUCCAAUUUCAACUUUCAAUGCAGAAAACCCUCCAAUCAUCUCUCUUUUCCGAAGCCAAAACCCACUUCAAAAACCACAAAAUCCAAUGCUUCCGAUCCUCGCCCAGAAAUCCCCGAUUGCAGAAUCCGAUCGAAAGAUGACGAGCUCAAAUGGGGAUUUGAUAAAACUAAAAACCAUUUCGAUAUUGUUUCUAAUUCAUCGACCGCAAAAGAGAGGUAUGCCCAACUCCUGCGACAGUUCGUUGAAUAUAAGAAGCUCGAUGAAGCUGGAGAUUUGUACUUUGUGAUGAAAGACAAUGGAUUAGAACCCGGGAUUGUUCUUGAAACGGUAUUGAUCGAUCUUUUCAUGAAAUCUGGCCAGGUAUCUGAUGCGUUCUAUGUGUUUGAGAGAAUGCCCGAGAGAAAUGUUGUUACUUGGACUUCAAUUAUUUCUGGUUGCGUUCAGAAUGGUCGUUGGGGAAUUGGGUUUUCUCUGUUUGUAGAAAUGCUCGAAUCCGGUGUUCUUCCCAAUGAUUUUACCUUUAAUGUCGUGCUUCAGGCUUGUGCUGACCCGGCCGUGGAUGAUGUUGGGAAACAAGUGCACUCUCUUGUUGUUAGAGUUGGACUCAAUGGUGAUUGCAGGAUUGAGAAUUGUUUGAUCGACUUCUAUUCGAAAUGUGGGUUGGUUGAUGAGGCUCAGAAGGUUUUUGUUAGAAUGCAGGAUCCUGAUUUAGUUUCUUUCACCUCCAUGAUUGCUGGUUUCUGCAAGAAUGACUUAUUUAAAUCAGCAGCUAGACUGUUUGAUCAGAUGCGGAGGUUGGGGUUAGAGCCAAAUGAACACACAGUCACUACCAUCUUGGCUGCUUGUGACCAUCAACUUGGCGAGCAGAUCCAUGCUUAUAUGAUUAAAACCUUGCUCCAUCAGAGUCUCUACUCUGCCAGUGCUUUGAUAGAGUUCUACUCAAAGAACAAUUCGGUUGAAAGAGCGGAAUUGAUUUUUGAAAAAUUAGAGGCUAGAAAUGUUGUCACAUGGAGCACAAUGAUCUCCUGUUGUCUUAGAAAUGGGUUAGUGAACAAAGCCAUGAAGUUGUUCUGUAAAAUGGCUUAUUUGGGGAUUGAACCAAAUGAGUUCACUCUGGCAACUGCUAUUGGGGCUUGUGGGUUAUGCUCUGGAUCCAUUAGUCUAGGACAGCAACUCCAUUGCUCAAUAAUUAAGCUGAACUUGGCAUCGGAUGAUCGCAUUUUCAAUGCUUUGCUCACCAUGUAUGCUAGAAACGGCAACAUUGAAGAACUUACAAAGGUGUUUGAGAGAAUCCAAGAUCCCGAUAUUGUUUCGUGGUGUGCAGCUAUAUCUGGUUAUUCCCAAAAUGGGUUCAGCGAGAAAUCUGUGAGUCUGCUUUGCCUAAUGCAUAGGACGGGAGCUAAACCCAAUGAGUACGGAUUCUCUAGUGCUCUAAGUUCUUGUGCUAGUCUUGCUUUAUUACAUCAGGGAAGACAGUUCCAUGGUUUUGCAUUGAAGCUAGGGUGUGAUUUUGAUGUUUGUGUGGGGAAUGCAUUAAUUAACAUGUAUGCUAAGUGUGGGAAUAUUGAUGAUGCAAGGUUCGCAUUUGAUGGCAUCCAUAGCCAUGAUGUCAUGUCAUGGAACACGUUGAUUCAUGGAUAUGCACAUCAUGGGCAUGGGAGGAAGGCGCUUCAAGUUUUUGAUGAGAUGUUGGAGUUGGGGUGCAUCUUUCCUGACCAUGCUACAUUUGUUGGGGUCUUGAGUGCCUGUAGUCAUGUGGGUUUUGUAGAGGAAGCAUUUAGGUACUUCAAGAUCAUGGACAGCCACUAUGGUAUUGCACCAUCCAUGUCGCACUAUGCAUGUUUGAUUGACGUGAUGGGUCGAGCUGGAAGGCUCGAUGAGGCAGCUCAGAUCAUCUGUCAGAUGCCAUUUGAACCAGACUCUUUGAUAUGGAAGACUCUGUUAGCUUCUUGUAGAGUGCAUAAGAAUUUAGAGCUAGGAAAGCUUGCAGCAGAGAGGGCCAUUGAAUUGUCACCACAGGAUGCUGCAAACUACGUCCUUCUUUCGAAUUUGCAUGCUACGUGUGAAGAAUGGGAGGAUGCAGAGAGGACGAGAAAAAUGAUGGAGGAGAAAGGGGUGAAGAAAGAUGCUGGUUGGAGUUGGAUUGAAAUUAGGAGUGAAGUCCAUUCCUUCAUUGCAAGGGAUCAAUCUCAUCCAAGAACACAAGCUAUCUAUAAGAAGUUGGACGAACUUGUAAUAGAAAUGAAAGAGGAAGGCUAUUGCCCUGACCUAAGCUUUGCGUUGCAAGACUCGUGACACCAGUAGAUGUUAUGGAGGGAGAAACACGAGCAGCUAAAGCCACCAUGCUUAAGCCAUGCUUAAGCCAUGUAGAUAUACAACAGAAGAACGGAAAACAGAAGCUAAGUUAUUGUCAGCUGUUACUUCUUUGAAAGCUUCCUCGGAAAGCUGAAGGUAUUGGGUUCUUCUAACUCCUCUUCUAUAAAAUGGGUGAGUUUGCAUCGACUCAAUCAAGUUGAAUCGGAAAAGGGAAAGGCUGCUUUUGAAGUUCAAACCAGAUAUACAAGGAACAUUUUGCUAGAAUCGGUAUUGAGUUCCAACUCUUCUACUUAUGGGCGAGCUUUUAUCGAAUCAGCCAAAUUGAAUUAGAAAAGGGAGAGGUUUCUUUCCAAGUUGAAACUGGAUAUCGAAGAGGAACAUGUCGCUCGAAUCAGGAAAUGAUUUUGGACUUACUUGAAGCCCUUGGUGUGAGGGAGCAACUCCACGUCUGCCAUCUCUUCUUUGGCAACUUGCUGCAAGUCGUCUUCAUUUUCAGGGAUGAAGAAGCGAUGAUCGAAGCCAUUCAUCAUCAAGUUCAAGCGCAUAAAGAAGUAUCAGUGUAGGGAUUAAGAAGUGCUGAUAGGAGCCAUUCAUCAUCAAGUUCGAGCACAUAGAGGAAUUUGUGCAUCAUUGGUUCAGCAUGGAUCAAGGUAUGCGACCAAUGUUGUCGAAUCGCAUAUGCGAUCAUGUGUGAUCGCAUAUGCCUAUGCGCAUAUGUGAUCGCAUUUUUUUUUUAAAUUUUUAAUUUUUUGAAAAAUUAUAUAUAUGGGAAAUUUUCAAAAAAUUGUAAAAAAAAUA
Magnolia sinica is the source of this 3449-nucleotide messenger RNA. Its product is annotated as pentatricopeptide repeat-containing protein At2g13600-like. The coding region runs from base 228 to 2630 and encodes 800 amino acids. The record is from RefSeq and is a predicted model, not a curated record. The transcript is spliced from 5 exons. Gene Ontology annotation, biological process: RNA modification. Gene Ontology annotation, molecular function: protein binding; RNA binding. Lineage: Eukaryota; Viridiplantae; Streptophyta; Magnoliopsida; Magnoliales; Magnoliaceae.